CACACCGUGCGGGAUAGUGCAUAUGUCAGCGCAUGCUGAAGCAGAAUGAGCUUGUGGACAGUUCCGAGUGUGAACUGGAUACAUUCUUGCGAGAUAGGGACGCAAAAUGAAAGUUUUUUUUGUCUCGCUGGCGUCUGGGAUUCGUGCGCGUAAAUGAAUUUUCUGCUUGGUCGAUUUGUGGCAUUAAUAUCACGGCGUAGUAUUUUCCUCCUGCUGUUUAUUGUGUGAAUGGAGUUCGAUCGAAUCAUUCGAGUCUCCUCUCCCUCCACCUCUCUCGCUUGCUCAAGCGGUUGUCACAUGUUUCUUUAGUCGACUCAUUAGGCUCGAACGUACCAUACGCUACCUGAACUGUUCUGCUCCUUUGUGAAGCGUAAAUUCGUCUGGUAGACGUCGAGGGAGUAAAGAACUUGAAACAAUGCGUGAAUAGGCUCGCACGUGGGAGACCUGAACACAACAGCUCACGAGACACACUACCACUAAAAAGCGUUCUGGACAAUCCGUGCCCUGCGUUCGUACGCUCCCCAGGAAGUUUUGUGUGAAGCUCGUGACAUCAGCUGUUCUUGCACUAACGCUGUCCACGCAACUGCUUUCAUCCCCAACGGGGAUAUACUUAGAAAUCCUUAGGUUGUACUGUACAACCCUUCGGAGCAAGACGAAAAGUACAGUACACCAGGCUUCCAAUAAAAGGUGAUUCGAGCUUAGCGGUGCCCGCGCCGAUUGCCCAAGGAACCCGGCGAGGGAAGAGCGACGUCCACGCGGCUGGAAGAUGGAGCCUCGCGCCAAGGCGAGGUGGUCUCCGGGCAACAGCCCCUCCUCGGCGCGGGGCGUGUGGCCUCGCUGCUCCGAGCUCAAGAUGUUCCUGGCCGCCCUGUCCUUCUCGUACUUCGCCAAGGCCCUGUCCGGGAGCUACAUGAAGAGCACCAUCACCCAGCUGGAGCGGCGCUUCGACAUCCCCACGUACCUCAUCGGCGUGAUCGACGGGAGCUUCGAGAUCGGCAAUCUGCUGGUGAUGGCGUUCGUGAGCUACUUCGGCGCCAAGCUGCACAGGCCGAAGAUCAUCGCCGUCGGCUGCGUCCUGAUGUCGCUGGGGACCUUCCUGUGCGCCAUGCCGCACUUCCUCAUCGGACGCUAUAAGUUCGAAACGUCAGUUAGAUCGUCCGUGAACUCAACCAAUAUCCUCUCUCCGUGUCCAGCGAGCUCACCUGACCCUCUGCCCGCAGGUGACUCGGCCCAUGUCAUGCCCAGUGCAGGGUGCGAGCGAGAGUCCAGCCUCUCCAUGUGGUUUUACGUUUUCCUGGGGAACGUCCUGCGCGGGAUCGGCGAGACCCCCGUCCAGCCGCUGGGGAUAUCGUACAUCGACGACUUCGCCCAGGAGGACAACGCCGCCUUCUACAUCGGCUGUGUUCAGACCGUGUCCAUCAUCGGCCCCGUGUUCGGCUACCUGCUGGGGUCGCUCUGUGCCAAGCUCUACGUGGACAUUGGCUUUGUAGAUAUGGACAGCGUGACGAUCACCCCCAGCGACGCUCGCUGGGUGGGCGCCUGGUGGCUGGGCUACAUCGUCGCGGGCAUCAUCACCCUCCUGUCGGCCAUCCCCUUCUGGUUCCUGCCCAAGUCGCUGCCCGCGCCGGCGGCCCGGCACCACUCCCGCCGCUCCCCCGGGCAGGCGCGCUUCGUCAAGGGCUCCUCGCACCUGGGGCAGAAGUAUCGGCCCGGCGAGGCCGCCAGCCUCCUGGAAAUGGCUAAAGAGUUCAUCCCGUCGCUGAAGAGCCUGAUGGGAAACCCGGUGUACUUCACCUACCUCUGCGUCACCGUCAUCCAGUUCAACUCCCUCAUCGGCAUGGUGACCUACAAACCCAAAUACAUCGAGCAGCACUACGGGCAGUCGGCGUCCAAAGCCAACUUCCUAAUGGGAGCCGUCAAUAUCCCCGCCGUGGCCCUGGGGAUGUUCCUGGGGGGCGUGGUCAUGAAGAAGCUGAAGCUGAGCAUCAUGGGAGCGGCCAAGCUGGCCUUCGGGACGUCGCUGCUGGGCUACUUCCUGUCGCUCUUCUUCUUCGCCAUGGGCUGCGAGAACUCCAGGGUGGCCGGCAUCACCGUGUCCUACCAGGGAGUGGAUGGAAUUUCUUACCAUGAGAGGUCGCUGUUUGCAGACUGCAACGCCGGCUGCCCGUGCUCGGGAAAGGACUGGGACCCGGUGUGCGGCGGCGCCGGCGCCAUAACGUACGUCUCGCCCUGCCUGGCGGGCUGCCAGUCGCAACGCGGAUCGGGGAGGAGCACGGUUUUUGAGGACUGCCGUUGCGUGAGGGGACCCGGGAACCACUCGGCCGCCCUGGGGCACUGCCCGGACCGGGAGGGCUGCGGCCAGAUCUUCCCCUACUUCCUGGCGCUGUCCGUCGUCAGCUCCUUCGUCAUCUCGCUGGGCGGGACGCCCGGCUACAUGCUGCUCAUCAGGAGCAUCCAGCCGGAGCUGAAGUCCCUCGCGCUGGGAGUGCACACGCUGACCAUCCGAACCCUCGCUGGAAUCCCAGCCCCAAUAUACUUUGGUGCUAUCAUUGACACCACGUGCCUGAAGUGGGGCCACAAGAGGUGUGGAGGGAGAGGGGCCUGCAGGAUCUAUAACACCACGGCCUACAGGAUAGCGUACCUGGGCCUGUCCCUGGGCCUGCGGACCUUCUCCUUCUUCCUGUGCGUCCCGGGCUUCCUGCUGCUGCAGAAGCACCUGCAGAAGGAGGAGGGCGCGGCCCUGACCAACGGCGGCUCGGAGGUGGAGCCGCUGAAGAAGGAGGAGGCGGGGUCUCUGCACUGCGAGCGCCUGGCGCACGCCCCCGACGGCGACGCCUACGCCCCCGACGGAGACGCGCACACUCCCGGCGGCUACGUGCACACCCCUGACGGCGAUGCCCACGCCCCCGACCGCGACGGGCACGCCGCUCAGACCGCGGAGCACCAGCCGCCGCCGCCCGCGCGGAACUCGGACCGCGACCCCGACAGGGAGACGAGGCUGUGACACGCACGCGCAGGGCAUCCCCCCCCCCCGCCCCGCGCACCAGACCUGGGGCAAAUGCGUACGCGUUUCGAAUUCAAAUACUUUUUCGACGCUUUACUGAUCUUGUCUGGUGCAUUGGAACCAAUUAAAUACACUCAAAUUAGGCUCAGUUACACCAGGCGAGAUCAAUAUCAAUAGAGCACAGAAAUCCAAAACAAAUUCGUAUCUGACCCAGGUCUGCCACACACGCACACAGGCGUACACACACUCACACACACACACACACACACACACAUACCCACACACUCUCACACACACACACACACACACACACUCUCACACACACCCACGUGAGCACACAUACAUACACACACAUGCGUGCGCAUGCACACACUCACACACACGCGCACAUGCAAAUACACACGCGCGCGCGCACACACACAAACUCUGAAAACCCGGUCACUGUCAAGCAAACUCUCAGAGCACAAACUAACUCAGUUUACCCUGUAGAUCAUGUGAAAUAAAACCGUUCUUUUGAUAUCAUUCAUACUUCUUGAAUGUACAUGGUGUGUUUUACCAGAGAGAGAAAAAAUGAAGUCUUUGUAGCAAAGAAGUUUUUUGUAUUCAGUUUCAUUAACAAGAAUUAUCGAAAGGUUUGUGUAAAAAAAAAAAACAAAAAAAAAACGAAAGAAAAAAAGAGUUUUUACCUCAGCAGUAGUCCCUUGUGAUAGUCUUUUUUAUGAAACUGCACAACUAUCCUGCCGUUUUGGUGCAGUCGGUUUAGUGAGCUGUUCCUGCUUCCUGUUUCCUCAUAGGCCCCGGCGUCGGGUCCGCGCCGCGGCGCAAAAACCGCUAACGCUCGCGCACGAAAGCGCCGCGCCUGAACUUGGAAUCGGCCGAGCGAUUUAGCGUUCCGCGGAGCCUCUCUGCAAACGUAGCGCGCGGUCGGGGCCGGUAGCCUACGGCCACGAGAGCAGUUAAUAAAUAUGUGGAAGUGUCUGAAUAAUUAAUGCCAGAUGGAUUUUUACUGGAUCCACACACGCUAAGCACAGCUCGAGGGAGAAGGGUAAUUGAAGCGAUGAUGCAAGCCUUUUGCGAAGCUGCGACGGCGGCUCGCUACCCAGCUUGAGCGAGAUAGCUCGAUGUAGCGCUGUGAAGCGCAUCGGGUUCGACUUUGCUAAGACCUCACGCGCGCGCAGAACCUUUCUAGCGCGCGCAAAACCAACGACGCGACCGGCGAUCGGUCAGGGUAUUUGUUUCGCAGCAAUUCGUUCGGUUGCGUCAGUAGUUUUGCGCGCGCUGAAAGGUUUCGCUGACGCUUAUGUUCUUGGUAAACCAGGCCCGUAGUUUCCUCGCUACAUGCUUCCCCCCCGGAGAGCGGAGAACGUUGGGGAACGACCCUGGUCCUCCUGACUCGGAGGUGCGCAGUAGCGCGCUAGCGCUAAAGCGACUAGCGUGCUAGCGCUAAAGGGACCAGCGUGCUAGCGCUAAAGGGACUAGCGUGCUAGAGCUAAAGCGACUAGCGUGCUAGCGCUAAAGUGACUAGCCUGCUAGUGCUAGAGCGACUUGUGCUGUAGCGCUGAAGGCUAGCGGCUGACCCUGAUGAAAAAACAGCGAUGAGGAACUACCUUCCGGUUACAAUAGUGUUCAUUCCGAAGUGUGACGUAGUGCCAUUUUUCCCUGUUGCAUGCGUAUAGCUACAGUAGCUAGAUCCGUCGGGUCGCCAGUAUUUGUUUUUGAGCUCUCCGAGUUGGCGGAAGUAAAGGAAGCAUUUAAGCGUAUUAGCAAACAUUUGUGUAGUUGAACAUACCUCAGGUAGAAAACCUGAAGACACUCAAGCACCUAAGACCGGUCCCUGCGGACCUGUAGCAAACGUUGUCAUAAGAUUUUUAGGCCGACGUCAUGAAAAUGCAACGUUGUCCCCUCUGGUUACAUACCUUGCAGAAAAUUGCCUUUGACGAACCACCAAAGUUCUAGAUUUGGGCCAGUUGGUUGAGAAUUUCCUCUAAUAAUCCUGUCUGACGUUUUUAUAUGUGAUCUGAGAUCGAUAUAGGAAGGUGGUUCCUAUAGGAAGACGUUUUUUUUAUAUUUUAUAAAUUGUAUUUUGUAUGUACCCUCGCCCUUUUGUAUAUUUUUAUAUUUAUCCUGUACAUUUAAACUUUGCCAAUUUACUAAUUUGUUGUACUUUGAAAUCAUGCUACCUACCUGGAUUCUGGAAGAAGAAAGUUGUACAGGAAGUCGUACAAGAAGCGGUCGCCGAUGCUCUUGGGAGCAGUCAUUUGUGCAGUGUAUGACCUGUGCAUUACCUCAUUGUAUUGUUAACUCGUAUUGUAUACUAAGACACUGUUAUGCCUCCUGAUACACUUUGAUUUCAGUACAUAAAGUUUUGUCACCAAACCGA
Anguilla rostrata (American eel) is the source of this 5384-nucleotide messenger RNA. Its product is annotated as solute carrier organic anion transporter family member 1C1-like. The coding region runs from base 767 to 3004 and encodes 745 amino acids. Gene Ontology annotation, cellular component: plasma membrane. Gene Ontology annotation, molecular function: protein binding. Gene Ontology annotation, biological process: transmembrane transport; sodium-independent organic anion transport. The record is from RefSeq and is a predicted model, not a curated record. Lineage: Eukaryota; Metazoa; Chordata; Actinopteri; Anguilliformes; Anguillidae. The transcript is spliced from 15 exons.